CACCAUGGCAUGGGCUUAUGCUCUGCGUGUGCCCUCUCUUCGGUGCCAGUUCCAGUUGAGAUUGUGGUGAGACGGAACGUGUGUGUCCGUUUGUUUUGUGCUCGUCGCUCUUCGCUACGCAAGCUUUCGCACGCGUUUUCGCGGGUCCGCAUUUUUCCGAAGGAUCGUUACGGAGCUGUAUUGUUGUUUGUCGCUUUGCCAUUACCCCGUUGCUUUUUGGGGGGAGCCCUUUUGGAUACCGAUUGCCGUGGCCACGUGGGUAGUACUGAAGGGAACUUAGCCGGUAGCGGAUGUGCGUGAUUAGCCGAUCAGAUGAUUUGUGUGUUGUUCGGUCGACAUGUACUUGGUUGGAUACUCUGUAACGGCGGGAGUGUAACUGUGACUGGGUAAAAGGAUUGAACGCCAUUUUUAGGCUGAUUUCGCGACGGUAUACUGCUGAUGGUGAAGUGUUUUAGGAAAAAAAGCUUAAAGCAAUCAACAUUUUACGAGGUGAUUUUGGAGUAUGUUGUGAAGUUUCAGAUAACACCUAUGCAAAGAAAUACCAAGUGAAAUAAAUUCUCAAAAGUGAUAUAUUGGGAAUUGUCAGUUAAAAUUGAUUGUUAGUUGUUUUGCUGAAGACUGAACAUUAAAAUAACUGUUCAAAUCGAGACCAGCUGAGAAUUUGAUUCUAAUAUUGACUGGAAAGGCAGCCCUCGGUUUGCUUUUUGACGGAUAGGAGAUAGACAUUGGACGCAGGUUGGUGUCCAGGAAAAGUCGGAGCGUUCGGGUGAACUCUCUUUCCUGCGUCCUCUCAUCCAAGCAAUUGCGAAGAAAUGCCCCAUACCGGUCAAGCAGGUGUCAACCAGCUCGGAGGCGUUUUCGUCAACGGUAGACCCCUGCCGGACAUCGUACGCCGCCGGAUAGUGGAGUUGGCCCUCAUGGGUGUCCGACCUUGUGACAUUUCCCGGCAGCUUUUGGUGUCCCAUGGUUGUGUAUCAAAAAUUCUCACCAGAUUCUACGAAACCGGUUCGAUACGGCCCGGAUCGAUUGGCGGCAGCAAAACCAAGCAAGUGGCAACGCCAACGGUGGUGAAGAAGAUACUCCGCAUCAAGCAGGAAAAUCCGGGAAUGUUCGCCUGGGAGAUCCGGGAUCAGCUGCUAGCCCAACGGAUAUGUGACCCCAACACGAUACCCUCGGUCAGUUCGGUCAACCGGAUACUGCGGAAUGGAGGCCUUUGGACCGACGAUAUGACCUCAAAUGAGCAAAUGAUGCGCGAGUCGUCCCAUUCGUCAACGUUCAUGGCAUCAAAAAACAUGUCACAUCCCAUCUACAGCCAAACUUUGGAGCAGCAUCAAGCCUUGCUGAAUCAGUAUCGCUACAGCAUGGCAUCUUCUGUCUCUCCUGAAGGCAAAUUGGUUCAUCCGCAUCCAUAUAACCCCUCCCAGAUGCCGGCAACUCCACCUGUUCAGAAGACGGCAGCAAUCAACAUAAUCCAGCACGAGGGAAUCACUCCGACCAAACUCGAUCCUGCCAAGCAUCAUGAAUCGGCGCCCAGCUCACCCAAAGGAGCAGAAUCCAAAAGUGAACCAUCUUCAUCGAGUUCGACUCCCGUUGCCCUGCCGCCUCAGAUGGCCUACCUUCCGAAGCACUGGAUCUGGAACACUAGUCUUUUCUACGCCGCCAAUCGGAGCGUAGCUGCCGGUGCUGAUCCGGCGGCAGCCUUCCCGCAUGGUUAUUUUGCGUACGGAAACCCGUUUGCAACUUCCGGCGGAUUUGCCGUCCAGCGGGAGAGCUACCGUAAUGAUGGAACCAGUUCCAACACUAGUUCCUCGCCCGUUCAAAUCACCGACGUCAACUCCGAUGAUUCUUCGGAUAACCACGAUGAUCUUAGGACCAGCAUGUCCAAGAAGCGCAACCCUUACUCGAUAGAGGAGCUGCUCAAGAAGCCCGAAAAGCGCCAAAAGCUAGACUCCGUCACCAUCACCUGUGUGCCAGCUCGCCAAGGACCCACCAACAGCAGCACCGCAGACGAUUAUCAUUCGCCGUCGGCAUCGCCCUCGAAAUCAGUGACGCCCCCACUUUCCGGAGGCCGCCCCUUUCGCAACACCGGAUCCCCCAGCGAAGAAACCGGCAUCAGUUUGGUCAAAGCGAAACCGAUCGAUCCCGUUAGUGAAAAUAUUGAAAUUUGUGAUUGAGCAAGCUGUGUACAUUGAUUGUGAAUCCACCCAUGACUUGCCAUAAUCUGUAGCGUUUGUUGAACUAGUUUUGUACGUACUGUUGUUUUAGGCGAAUCUCUUUGUACAUAAUACUGCAACUAACUACUACCUUAAGAAACUAAAACGAAUCAUCCCCUCCCCACUGAACCUGUAAAUCCCACUCUAGGUUAAGCGUAACUUAUUAACAAAGAUCUUGAAAAAACGUACUGUUUAAGCGGCAAAGCUUCCUGUAUUCUACAAGAAAAAGAAACCCCUCACUUUUAUUGUACAGAUAACUGAUCAGCAUUAAACCAAGAAGCUAAAACCUGAACGACAAAUGUCAGUUAAUAAGCAAGAAAACCCCGAAUGUGUAAGACAUCUACAAACAAAGAGAAAAAAAAACUCACGUAGACUAAUUGUUUCAAUAAACAGCCGAA
Molecule: messenger RNA, 2611 nt
Organism: Uranotaenia lowii
Lineage: Eukaryota; Metazoa; Arthropoda; Insecta; Diptera; Culicidae
Product: paired box pox-neuro protein-like
Exons: 7
Coding region: 813-2174 (453 amino acids)
Biological process (GO): anatomical structure development; regulation of transcription by RNA polymerase II
Molecular function (GO): DNA-binding transcription factor activity, RNA polymerase II-specific; RNA polymerase II cis-regulatory region sequence-specific DNA binding
Source: RefSeq, a predicted model, not a curated record